Alligator mississippiensis (American alligator) is the source of this 913-nucleotide messenger RNA. It is a transcript of the gene SIVA1, whose product is annotated as SIVA1 apoptosis inducing factor. Gene Ontology annotation, biological process: extrinsic apoptotic signaling pathway. The record is from RefSeq and is a predicted model, not a curated record. The transcript has 6 exons. Lineage: Eukaryota; Metazoa; Chordata; Crocodylia; Alligatoridae. Gene Ontology annotation, molecular function: CD27 receptor binding. The coding region runs from base 37 to 723 and encodes 228 amino acids.
GGUGACGUAGCGCGGGGCGGUGCGCGCGCGGCAGCGAUGCCGAAGCGCCGCUGCCCCUUCGCGGAGGCGGCCGCGCCGCAGCGCAAGACGCGCGUGGGGCUGCGCGAGAUGAGCCGCGGGGUCGCGGGCGACACGUACCGGCGCCAGGUCUACGAGCGGACGCGGCAGCUGCUGUUCCGCGGCGCCCAGGCCUGCCCCGAGCGCGCCGCCCGCCCGGACCCGCCGCCGCCGCCGCACCCGGCUCUGCUGGACCCGACGGGCGAGCCCGAGAGCGCGGGACAGAUGCUGCUGGGCCCCGACGGGAGGCUGCUGCGCCGCCCGGCCCGCGACCGCGCCAAACCACCCUGUACCAAUCCAUCAUCAAAUCUUCAUAAACCUUCUGUCAGCCCUGAUGCGACACAGAUCAAACAGCUUGGCCUGCACAGGCGUGAAGCAGAAGCCAGAAGAGAAGAAAGCCUGGAGAUGCUGCUGCUGCUGCAGCUGGAGCAUCAGAGGGCAGAGCAACCAGCCCCACCCAUGGGAGUUUCCAAAGCCUGCUCCUCGUGCAUACGGACCGUAGACAUCAAAGAAGUUUGCACGCAGUGUGAUCACUUGAUAUGUCAGCAUUGCAGCAAACUCUGCAGUUGCUGUAACACUGUCAUUUGUUCCAUGUGUUGCACCAUCGAUUACAGUGAUGUUGGUGAUCAAGUUCUCUGCAGUGGUUGCUCAAUGUUUGAAGUCUAAAUUUUAAUGAUCUGCCAGUACCUCUUUGCGACUAAGAUGUCUCUAUAAAUUCUAUGAAGAAUCAUCUUUUUAUAGCUGAAUAACUAGCACUUCUAGUGGAUGGAGUUAACAAUGAGGUUGAUGUGUAUUGUAUGUUUAUAUUGUAUUUUUAUACCAUAGCUAAAUAAACUUUUUUUAUAUUUUGAUGAGA